This is a messenger RNA of Solea solea (common sole), 6332 nucleotides long. RefSeq names its product solute carrier family 44 member 1b (gene slc44a1b). Gene Ontology annotation, biological process: transmembrane transport. NCBI's taxonomy places the organism in Eukaryota, Metazoa, Chordata, Actinopteri, Pleuronectiformes, Soleidae. The transcript is spliced from 15 exons. Gene Ontology annotation, molecular function: transmembrane transporter activity. Gene Ontology annotation, cellular component: membrane. The coding region runs from base 698 to 2992 and encodes 764 amino acids. The record is from RefSeq and is a predicted model, not a curated record.
UAUCCAGAUAACCUCAGGUUUAACUCUGGUCAUUAUCCAGAUAACCUCAGCUUUAACUUCAAGUUUAACUCUGGUCAUUAUCCAGAUAACCUCAGCUUUAACUUCAGGUUUAACUCUGGUCAUUAUCCAGAUAACCUCAGCUUUAACUUCAGGUUUAACUCUGGUCAUUAUCCAGAUAACCUCAGCUUUAACUUCAGGUUUAACUCUGGUCAUUAUCCAGAUAACCUCAGCUUUAACUUCAGGUUUAACUCUGGUCAUUAUCCAAAUAACCUCAGCUUUAACUUCAGGUUUAACUCUGGUCAUUAUCCAGAUAACUUCAGGUUUAACUCUGGUCAUUAUCCAGAUAACUUCAGGUCAUAGACAGUUGAUUACUUUGUCCACCAGGGCCAGUUUUUCAGCAGCUGUUCAUGUGGAACAGACUGUCUCUCUCUCUCUCUCUCUCUGUCUGUCUGUCUGUCUGUCUCUCUCUCAGCCUGGUACAACAGUAAACAAUGAGACAAAGGUCUGUGUGUUCUCUGGAGGCGGAGCAGAACCACUGCACGGUUGUUCUCAGUCUGACAGGAGUUUCCAGGCACGUCUGACACCUUCCAGGAGUUUCCAGGCACUUUUGACACCUUCCAGGAGUUUCUAGGCACUUCUGACACCUUCCAGGAGUUUCCAGGCACAUCCGACACCUUCCAGGACCCUGCACAGGAGCAUGGAACCAGAGCAUCUGUCCUCCACCUCUCAGCAACAGCAGCAGCUUCAUCUAAGGAAAAAGCGGACAAAGAGAGAGUGGAGGCCGCUGGAGGACAGAAGCUGCACCGACCUGCACUGGUUCCUGCUCUUCACUGUCUUCUGCGUCGGCAUGGGAAGCAUCUGUGGCUUCACCGUGGUCACAGGUGGGGCUGCUCGCCUUGUCUUUGGCUACGACAGCUACGGAAACACCUGCGGUCAACGCAACGAACACAUCGAAGGAGUCAGACUGAGCGGCCUCGACCACACGGACAGGAAGUAUGUUUUCUUCCUGGAUCCUUGUAACAUCGACAUCGUCCAGAGGAAGAUCCGCUCCAUCGCUUUGUGCGUUUCCCUGUGUCCUCGGCACGAACUCGGGACAUACAGUGACCUCAAGACUUUUGCCAUGGUCAACGGGUCAGAGUUGUGCUCAUAUGAGCUGGCGGCUCACAAAUAUCCCGUUCUACCUGAGAGGUUCAACAAGUGUCCCAAACUUCCUGUUCCACCGAGUAAACCGCUGCCCGUAUUUAACCGCUGCACGCCACUGGAUGUUUCCUGUUACACAAAGUUUGCCGAGGCAGUGGUGACAUUUGUGGGCGACAACAGUUCCCUGCACCGCCUGAUCGCAGGCGUCGCUGCCAGUAAAGAAAUCAUCGUGGGCCUGUGCGUCCUCGCGCUCGUCCUGUCCAUGAUCCUGACCAUCAUCGUCCGUUUCAUCUCCACUGUGCUUGUCUGGAUCCUCACGUCGCUGCUGGUGCUCGGUUCACUGGCGGGGAGCAGCGUCCUCUGGUGGCUUUACAUCGACCAUCGCCUGAACAGAAAUGAUACGUCUACAAAAGUAACCAAGGAAACAAAGGAGGAGGCGGAGCUGAGCAGAGAUGGCGGUCAGGCACUGCUCGUCUAUGCUGCCGCUGCCACCGUCUUCACCAUCAUCGUGUUGCUGCUGAUGCUCUUUAUGAGGAAACGCGUGGCUUUGACCAUCGCUCUGUUCCACGUGGCGGGGAAAGUCUUUGUCCACUUGCCCCUCCUCACCCUGCAGCCCUUCCUCACCUUCCUUGUCCUCCUUGUCUUCUGGAUCUACUGGAUCCUGGUGCUACUGUUUCUGGGAACCACAGGUGAGCCGGUGCAGAACCUGGAUUCAGGUGUGACAGAGUUCAGACUGACUGGUCCUCUUCAGUACCUGACCUGGUACCAUGCUGUGGGUCUGAUCUGGAUCACUGAGUUUAUUCUGGCCUGUCAGCACAUGACUGUGGCUGGAGCUGUGGUCACCUACUACUUCACCAGGGACAAGAACCGUCUCCCACUGACUCCGAUCCUGUCGUCCAUCCUGAGGCUGCUGCGGUUUCACCUGGGAACUGUAGCUAAAGGUUCUUUCAUCAUCACCGUGGUGAAGAUCCCCAGACUCCUGCUCAUGUACAUCCACAACCAGCUGAGAGGAAAGGAGAACGUCUGCGCCCGCUGUCUGCUGAAGACCUGUAUCUGCUGUUUGUGGUGUUUGGAGAAGUGCCUCAACUAUCUCAAUCAGAAUGCAUAUGCAGCCACCGCCAUCAACAGCACCAGUUUCUGUUCGUCAGCCCGCGACGCCUUCGUCUUAUUGGUGGAAAACGCGCUGCGUGUCGCUACAAUCAACGCCAUCGGAGACUUUGUCCUCUUUCUGGGGAAGGUCCUGAUCGUGACAUCCACAGCAUUCGCUGGUGUCCUUCUCCUCAACUACCAGCGAGAUUAUGCUGAGUGGCUGCUGCCGCUCGCCAUCGUGUGUCUCUUCUCCUUCCUCGUCGCCCACUGCUUCCUGUCCGUCUUCGAGAUCGUGGUCGACGUCCUUUUCCUCUGUUUCGCCAUCGACACCAAGUACAACGACGGUUCUCCAGGGAAAGAGUUCUUCAUGGACAAAGCUCUGAUGGAAUUUGUGCAGAGCAGCAGGAGGUUGGAACGGGCUGUGGAUCGUGGGCGGAACCGGGUGAAGGAGGUGGUCUCUGAGGAGGCGGAGAUGAAGUCCAUGGUGAGUGACAGUGAGAGCAGAGGGGAGGCGGUCAGUGGAGCUGAGUGGGAGGAGCUUCAGGAGUUCCAGGUAUACUACCUGUUGGUGGCAGUGCUGGUGGACUGGGUUCUGACGGAGCAGAGCGGCUUUGUCCUCUGUCUCAGUGAGGACGUUGUCCUCUUCCUUUGUGUCUACCUGCCCACCUCCACCCUCUUCCUGUUUGUCAGUCUGCUGCACACGCCAAGCCCCGUCCCCUCUGCCAACGCCACAACAUCAGACACCGUCACCACUACAUGCUAACAGAUGUAUGCUAACAGACACUGCUACAUAUGAAUGGAUGAACACUGAUGCAUGCUCACAGAUAUAUGCUGACAGACACUGCUUCUUAUGAAUGGAUGAACACAUUUGUUAGUUUUUCAUGCGUUUGUUAAUCUGUUCAUAUUAUAGUUUUUAAUGUGUUCUUUUUUCAUGUGUUCAUUUGUUUUUUCAUGUGUUCAUUUGUUUUUAUAUGUUCAGUGGUUUUAGUUUUUCAUGUGUUCAUUUGUUUUUUCUGUUUUUUUCAUGUGUUCAUUUGUUUUUUUUCAUGUGUACAUUUGUUUUUUUUUUCAUGUGUUCAUUUGUUUUUGUAUGUUCAUCGGUUUUUGUUUUUCAUGUAUGUAUUUGUCGUUAAUUUUCUCGCCCUGGUGCUUUAAAGAGCACUGAGACGUACUUCUCCUCAGUGUCCAGCAGAGGACCCCUGCCUGCUGAUGGACAGAAAUGGACGAGGACAAUAUUGAUGAAUCAGCUGCAUCUCAGCUUCUCCAGGACGAGGUCACGAAGUCACAACCUUUUCAGUAAACAUCAUUAUAUGUUGAGGUUAUACACAUGACAUAUAACAACACCAGGUGGCGCCUUUGUGACCUCAGUCCUGGUUACCCAUGAUGCUGUGCUCUGAGGUCAUGUGACCUAGUCUACUCGUCUGUGUGUUUCAGGCUCCGGGGACGAGUUCAGCUUGACCACAAGGAGGCGCUGGACUUAAACCAGAGACAUUCCAGAGGUUUAUUUUUACCAACGUGUGACAUGUUUACUUGUUUACAGGGAAAAACGAUAUUUUAAUAACAAAUUGUACAAACGUAACAAUGUAACUAAGCACUUUAUACGGACGCGCUGCCUGACGCUCUCUUGUUGUUUUUUAUAAAAGUCAUUGAACGCAUCUCGCUCACUCAUCAAAGGGGCGGAGCCUGAGUUCAGGUCAGAGCUGCAGCUGUUGAUCAAUGUGUCUGAUUGAUUACUGAUUAGGAAUAUGUGAUCUGUCAUGAUUGAGCGAUCAAUCGAUUGAUCAACAAUCGCUCGCAGUGCGACGCUGGCUCCGCCUCCACCGGAGGACAUUGACCUCCUGUCCACAUGGUGGCAGUGGAGCUACAUGAUGAGUCAUGUUUUGUCUGGAGCUCAAUAUCUUUUUAAGACAGAAUAUCCAGAGAAGACGACGACAGAUGAGUGUGGGCGGAGCUUCCUGUGGAGGUCAGUCAGCAAUAAACUGCAUCAUGUGACCACGUUAUCAUCAACUAGUCUUCCUCUUCCUGUGUUUGACAUCAACACGAGCUGGAGUCGGAUGACGUCGGACAUGUCAAUGACUCAAUGACAAUGAGCAGAAUCUUCUCAGCUGAUCGGCCGCCCCAGAUGACGUCGUCAUGGAGACUGACACGAAGACGCCGUGGAGUGUUUGUCGAGCCAGGUCAUCACUUAUUCAUCCACUUCCUGUUCCUUCAGGAGGAGGAGUCAGAGCAACACUCACAUGAGCACCUCCACCUACUGGCCAACAGAACUGCAACGUGUUAACACCCAACGCCUCAUGUUAUUCACACCGUUAUCAUGACUCAGCGUCAUGUUAUUCACCGUUAUCAUGACUCAGCGUCAUGUUAUUCACCGUUAUCAUGACUAGCCUCAUGUUAUUCACAGUUAUGACUCAGAAACAUGUUAUGAUGACUCAGCGUCAUGUUACCAACAGUUGUCACGACUCAGCCUCAUGUUAUUCACCGUUAUGAUUAACCUCAUGUUAUUCACAGUUAUGACUCAGCGUCAUGUUAUUCACCGCCGUUAUCAUGACUCAGCGUCAUGUUACCAACAGUUGUCAUGACUCAGCGUCAUAUUGAUCACACAGUUUCAUGACUCAGCGUCAUGUUAUCGUGACUCAGCGUCAUGUUAUCGUGACUCAGCGUCACAUUAUCGUGACUCAGCGUCACGUUAUCAUGACCCAGCGUCAUGUUAUUCACAGUAUCAUGACUCAGCACAACUUGCAGCUCUUCUUCUGAAGCUAAUGCUAAGGUAAUUAUUUCCCUCAGGUUAAUGCUAAUGUAAAUUCUCCCCUGGGACUAAUACUAAGCUAACCAUCCUCCUGGAGCUAAUGCUAAGCUAACGAUGUUCAUAUUUAAGUGUGACAGUGAUAUUUUCAGAGGUUAGCAGGUAACUUUAUGCCCCGCCCCUGACUCAGCUCAGCAUCAUCAGAAUCAGAAUGAUUAAAGUCAUGUGACUGACCUGAAAUGAUUCAUCGUUGCCAUGAUGAUAUUUGGUGUGAACGGGUGUGAACGCAGAUUGUGGUCACUGUUCAGAGAGAACUCGGAAAUUCCGUUCAUGUCGGCUAAUGCUACUCUUGACCAUACAUUUAAAAACACAAGCCAAUCAGGUGACCAGUGACGUCAGCGACCACAGGUGUGACCACAGGUGACGUCAGCGACCACAGGUGAGACGUCUGUGACCACAGGUGACGACAGUGACCACAGGUGUGACCACAGGUGAUGUCAGCGACCACAGGUGUGACGUCUGUGACCACAGGUGACGACAGUGACCACAGGUGAUGUCUGUGACAACAGGUGUGACCACAGUUGACGUCAGCGACCACAGGUGACAACAGUGACCACAGGUGAUGUGUGUGACAACAGGUGUGACCACAGUUGACGUCAGCGACCACAGGUGACAACAGUGACCACAGGUGUGACCACGUGACGUCAGCGACCACAGGUGUGACCACAGGUGACGUCAGUGACCACAGGUGACAACAGUGACCACAGGUGUGACCACAGGUGACGUCAGGUGAGGGACAAUCCAACCAAUGAAAAGUGACGUCGCAUUUAAUUCCAACACAAAUAAAUUGCGAGGUUUAACGUAAAGUUUUCAUUAGUUUUCCCUGAAGAUUCUACGUUUUUAUUUUAAAGUACGCUUAUAAUGUUAGCAUUAGCUGAUAACGUUUGCAUUAGCAGAUAGAAUUAGCGCACAUGGUUCGCUGUUGAAUUAACAAAUGAGUGUUGAUUUUCGAUGGGUUCAUGUUUGUAGUUUUAGUUGUAGGUCGUCAUGGUAACCACGCGUCAUUGUUGCAUGUCCAUGUUUUCAUGCUUGAUAUCACUGCUGCACAUCUGGGUUUGACCUGAGUUAACUCAGGUUAACCCGGGUUCAUCUGAGUUAAUUAACUCAGGUUAACUCAGGUUAACCCGGGUUAAUGUAGGACGGACAUAACGAGAUGGCGUCAGGUGUCAACGCCACUAAAAAAAAAGUAUUUUCUUUACUUUAACGUUGAUUUUUUUAUAUUUAUCAUUUUGUAUGUAUAUUUGUUUUUUAAGGAAAAUAAUAAAAUGACAUUUUAAAAAACGUUUUCGUUUAAAACCAA